UGCCCUGCCUUUAGUUCCUGCAUUUAUUCUGGAGAGCUUUUAAAACAGGCAGCAUCCAAACGUCUCACCGCCAGCUUACAAUACAUCCUGUAAUGAGACAGCUCAACGGCUACCGGGCUCAUCUGUGUAAAGAUACCGCUUGAAAGACACAGCCUGACGACUGGGGAGGAAAAUGAAGACACAUUUCUUGUGCCUUGCUUUCGUAUGGCUGCUGUCACUGAAAGAAAGCAGCGCAGUGACAUCUGGUCUGGAUCACAACCUCACCACUGUGACAGCAGGUGGGGUGACCUCAACAAGGUUUUCUCAGGACCAGCAGACAAUGCAGCAGAUGUCCAACUUGGAUCGGCAAUCAGAGACCUCGGGUUUGAAUAUCACACCGUCAACCAUCGUUGAUGUAAAAACAAGCAUGGGCAUGACUCAAGCAUCGACUCACGCAAGAUCUCUAAUGAAUACUCAAACAGCAGGGACUCCAAUCGGUAACAGAUCUCAUGAUUCAAACGACUCUUUGGGAACAACAACAGUCAAAUCUGAAACCAUAUCAACACCAACCAUGUUUCCAACCCAUGAAGCCAGCAACCCAACCACACCUCCAACAGUACCACCAAUGGUAAGCAACCCAAGCCAAACCCAAAGCACUGGAAAGAUAUCAACCUCUCGAGUCAGCCGAGAUGAAACGACUUCCAGGUCUUCACCUCCAACACAGUCAAUCCCAACCUCUACUGUCACUGCUUCUAUCAAGCCUAAAGACCAGGCUACAAGUACACAUCCGGUUACAGGUGGUGAUGCUGCACGGCCCUCAACUACAAUCACACACAUCACCAAACCAAUAAAAGACCAUUCAGACAAUACAAGCAACCACAGCAAAAUAGUGGCAGGGCUAAUAGGUGGAGCCCUGUCACUGAUGAUGGUGGGAUUCCUGGUCAUCUACAUCAAGAAGAGACAGUUUCAGAAACAGCAGACAACUACCGACUGGGCCGGUCCUUCUCCGUUUUUAUCGGGCGAAGAUAACAGUCAGGUUACGCUCAGGUCAUCUAACCGAAUUUCUCUGUCCAGCUUCCUGCCUCAGAGACUGUCUAAAAGAUUGUCAUUGCUUCCGGAAAUGGAUAAGGAGUUACAAGACAUGACUCCAAGUAAAACAUUUGAAGGUAAACAUCAAGAGAACACGUUUGGUCAAGCAGUGGAUGGAAAAGAUGCACAAGCCAAGAAUGGGUCUCCUGCAGUGACUCAGGAAAAUGGCAUCUCAGAAACCAACAAUGUCCAGCAAACAAAUAACUCAGAGGCAGCAAACCUCAGUCAAGGUGAACCUGAGCAGCCCUCAAACCCCUCUGGAGGUGAGGAAAAUGCUCAGGCAAAAAGUGAAUGAUGAUCACGUUCAACCAUAUAACGGAUCCAGUUUCUUCUCUGUUGCUACACUUGCAUCGUUUUUGAGGCUGAGACAAAAACAGGAAAAUGACUCGUAAUGUGGGAGGAAAUUAUGAUGACAGGCAGUGAUCAAGGACUACUGCAAUGUGUCAUGAGCUUUACUAUUUGUGCUAAAGUACUACAUUUUAAAAAAGUUUCUACUGCAAUUUCAUAAAAAGGGUUUUAACCCUUUCAGUGAGAAAUAUACCACUCACCACGGCAGAUUUCUUUUUUAUAUUCUUUUGUUUUGCUCUGUAAAAUAGUCUAACACAGAUUACUGUUCACGUGUUUUUUUUCUCCCCACUCAUAUUUCCUUUGAGCCCUGUCUUGUUGAAAUUAGUUAGAUGUAAUCUAUCUUUACAAAUUAGGUGCAAAGGGGCUGUCUUUGAAUGUGUUGUGCAGCUAAUAGAAAAGCAGAAGGAAAUGUGUGAACAGUUUUCUGUUCAACAGAAAGGCCAGCUCAUUUUUUUCAAAUUAAAUUCCUGUAAAUGCCAUCCACUAUGUUUGCAUGCUCUACAGUUUAGAUUAUCUGUGAUAA
Melanotaenia boesemani (Boeseman's rainbowfish) is the source of this 1939-nucleotide messenger RNA. It is a transcript of the gene evi2b, whose product is annotated as protein EVI2B. Lineage: Eukaryota; Metazoa; Chordata; Actinopteri; Atheriniformes; Melanotaeniidae. Bases 173 to 1363 code for a protein of 396 amino acids. The record is from RefSeq and is a predicted model, not a curated record. The transcript has 2 exons.